Molecule: messenger RNA, 765 nt
Organism: Mucor velutinosus
Lineage: Eukaryota; Fungi; Mucoromycota; Mucoromycetes; Mucorales; Mucoraceae
Exons: 4
Coding region: 1-765 (254 amino acids)
Source: RefSeq, a predicted model, not a curated record
AUGCACGAUGAAACUAUGCCAAAAUCUAAUCUGUGGUGCAUCAUUCGACUACGGCGACUCAUCCAUGUAGCAACCGAAACAUCGCCUGAUUUCAUCGUUCAACUAUCGGCACGCCUGGAUAAACAAACCAACAGCAGUGCUAUCGUAUCGAAUAGCAGGAUUUCGGAAGCUUGUUUGGGUCUAGUGCACGAAGAAAGGGCCUUUCCUGUCAUUGAGCGAUUCGUUCGACUUGCACUACCGCAGCAAGGCAUGGUUGAUCCCGCCCAUUUCGAUCCACCUCGGCUGUUGUUGCCUGAUCAGUUAUUGCGUCAUUUAGCAGUGGAUAGCGCUCUGCAUAAACAUGUAAUCGCAUGUUGGUCAAAUGAUCUGAAAUCGAGGCUCCUGUUGAAUUACAAUGAACUGCUGGAUACUGAACUCCUAGAUUUGAUUUCAGAGUUCAUCGAGUCGGAUCAGUACCAAGAUCUCCAUACAAUGCAACACAGUAUCAGCCAACAUCACCUCUUGCAAGUCACCAUCACUUGUCCCAUUUUGAGCAGGAUGUUGGUGACCAAAUUAGCAUCAUACACUGUUUUGCUGUCGAACUGGAAGGUCGUACGCCUCAUGCAGAGUGUAUAUCGUAUUCUGGAGGCAGGGCCAUCAUGCAAGCUAUUUACAGAAUUCAUGCCGCAUCAAUUUGACUCGAUAUCCAGAUUUAUCUACAGCGGGCCAUUGGAUAGCGUUGAAUCUAGGAGAAAUACAGUUUGUGAAGUGGAAUCAGACAUCUGA